This is a messenger RNA of Medioppia subpectinata, 798 nucleotides long. The record is from the annotation of a GenBank genome assembly. Lineage: Eukaryota; Metazoa; Arthropoda; Arachnida; Sarcoptiformes; Oppiidae.
AUGGUUAGCCAUAGAUUGGAUGAUAAGAUAUAUGCCGUUAAAAGAGUGCAAUUUGAAGACUUUAGUGAAGAAAAGAAAAAUCAAAUCCACCGAGAAGUGAAUAAUUUGGCAAAACUGGACUCAGAAUUUGUGGUCAAAUAUUACAACUCAUGGCUUGAGUCCAAUCAUCUCUUCAUUCAAAUGCAAUUCUGUUUACAAAGUCUUAAAUCUGUUCUCAAAGACAAACCCAUUGUCUUCGGGAGACAACCGGAAGACCAGAUGAAUGUCUUUGAAUAUUUUAUUUCAUGCGAAAUAUUCAAAGAGAUCUUAGAGUGCGUCCAAUAUCUUCACCAAUCGGUUCCGGCAGUCAUUCAUCGGGAUCUCAAACCCGAUAAUAUAGUGAUUAAACACAACAUUAAGUCCAAUCGGUUUAUAAAACUGUGUGACUUUGGUUUAGCUGUCGAUCACAACAUCACUGAAAGCACUUCUAGUCGAUGCGAGCACUCAAUUGUGGGCACAAGAAAAUAUAUGGCUCCCGAAGUAUACAGCGGUAUAUAUAGCCAAAAAGCAGACAUUUAUAGUCUCCAUGUUAUCGGUCAAGAGUUGUUUGGCAUUGAUGUUCAGGACUCACAAUCGUCUGAAACUAAUGAACAUUUUCUCAAAUUACCGCUAAAAUGUAUGUAUCGGACACUCGUGGCAAUGAUGUCAACACCCAUUAGUAGUGAUAGGCCUGAGUGUCGGGAAGUGUUGGCCAAACAUAACGAGUGGUCUAUUGAUAAAAGUGUUGUCAUAAAUCAUCAAGAAUUCAAUUCAAAAUAA